This is a messenger RNA of Acanthochromis polyacanthus (spiny chromis), 4944 nucleotides long. Its product is annotated as sodium-dependent neutral amino acid transporter B(0)AT2-like. Gene Ontology annotation, cellular component: membrane. The record is from RefSeq and is a predicted model, not a curated record. The coding region runs from base 339 to 2309 and encodes 656 amino acids. The transcript has 12 exons. NCBI's taxonomy places the organism in Eukaryota, Metazoa, Chordata, Actinopteri, Pomacentridae. Gene Ontology annotation, biological process: sodium ion transmembrane transport.
GGUGUGGUGCUGGUGUUGCAUCACGCGGAAGAAACAAUCCCACGCACGACGACAUCCGUGAACCGCGAGAUUACGGUGGCGCGUAGAACACAUGUGUCUGUUUUUAUUUAUUUACUAGACGUUAUUAACGUUUAUCGAACGCGUUUUAAGCUAAAGCUAAUGUGAAUAAAUGAAAUAGAGGAUUAGCUUGUCGCGGGACAUGAUCCACAGCAGAGUAACGGUUGAAGUCGCCGCCGCACGUGCUCGUUAUCAGUGAGCGACGGAUAAACGAUUAUCUCCGGUGUGUUCAUCGAUUUGUUUCUUCUGCCUCCACGUUUACGUCGUUUACCGGCUCACAGAUGGAGAAGCAGCCUUUGCCCACCGAUGAUGAGAAAACAGAUGCUGGAGAGUCAGAGGUUAAUGGCUACGCUGGUGAAGAGAGCCAGCAGGGAUCGUCGUCCACGCGAGCAGGAUGGAACAGUAAAAUAGAGUAUUUUUUGGCUCAGGUGGGAUUCAGCGUCGGGCUCGGCAACGUCUGGAGGUUUCCGUAUUUGUGCCACCAGAAUGGAGGAGGAGCUUUCCUCCUGCUGUAUGUGCUGCUGAUGCUGCUUGUGGGCAUUCCCUUGUUCUUCCUGGAGCUGGCAGCGGGUCAAGCCAUCCGACAGGGCAGCAUCGGAGUCUGGAAAUACAUUUCCCCGAGGCUCGCAGGCAUUGGCUACUCCAGCUGUGUGGUUUGUUUCUUUGUGGCCCUCUACUACAAUGUGAUCCUUGCGUGGAGUCUUUUCUACCUUGGGAAUUCAUUCCAGCAUCCUUUACCUUGGGAACAGUGUCCAAAACAUGGGAAUGUAACAGUGAAAGAAUGUGAAAAGAGCUCCCCCACGUCGUAUUUCUGGUACCGUAAAGCUUUGGAUAUCACAGACUCCAUCGAUGAAACGGGUUCUUUCAACACUUACAUCGUCUGCUGUCUGCUGGCAGCCUGGACUGUUGUGUGCCUGGGAAUGUUCAAGGGCAUCAAGUCCUCUGUCAAGGUGAUGUAUUUCUCCUCCAUCUUCCCUUACGUGGUGCUGUUCUGCUUUCUUGUCCGUGGACUAAUGCUGGAUGGAGCCUUAGAGGGAAUAUCCCACAUGUUCUACCCCAAGCUGGAAAUCUGGGCAGAUGUGCAGGUGUGGCGGCAGGCAGCCACCCAGGUUUUCUUUGCCUUGGGUCUCGGUUUUGGGUCCAUUAUCGCCUACUCCUCCUACAAUCCCAAGAACAACAACUGUCACCGUGACGCCUUCACUGUCUCCUUUAUUAACUUUCUCACAUCUGUGCUGGCCACUCUGGUGGUGUUUGCUGUGCUCGGCUUCCGCGCCAAAAACAAGGUCAUCAAAUGUGUAGUCGGUAACUUAAAGGAGCUGUCAGAGCAGUUUCACAGCGGUUAUGUGGACCAAGGGCUGAUGCCAGUAUUCAAUUACUCUGAUCCCAAGUCUGUUGCUCUGGGGGAGUACAGGUCCUGGUUUAAACAAUACGGUAGUAACGUCACCGGCAAUUUAACAGACUGUGACCUGGAAAAGGAGAUGCAGAAGGGUGUUGAGGGCACAGGUCUAGCUUUUAUUGCCUUCACAGAGGCCAUGUCACUCCUGCCCGGCAGUCCCUUCUGGUCCGCACUCUUCUUCCUCAUGCUGCUCAACUUGGGACUCAGCACCAUGUUCGGCACGAUGGAGGGAAUCCUCGCCCCCCUCAGCGACCGCUUCAAAACUCUGGCUAACAACAAGAUCAAACUGACAGUUUUCAGCUGCAUCGUCGGCUUUGUGAUUGGCCUGCUCUUCACCCAGCGCUGUGGGAACUACUUUGUGACGAUGUUCGAUGACUACUCCGCCACUCUUCCCCUCAUCAUUGUCGUGGUGUUUGAGACCUUCAGUGUGUCUUGGUUAUAUGGAGCCGAUAGAUUCCUUGAUGACAUUGAGGCGAUGCUGGGAUGGCGUCCAUCUGUUGUUUACAAGUACCUGUGGAAGUACAUUUGCCUACUCGCCAUGCUGGGGCUGCUGUUAGCCACCACUAUCCGCAUGUUCAUCGCACGCCCCACUUACAUGGCAUGGAACCAGGAGAAGGCUUCUGAGGAAUAUCUGGAGUAUCCUGGUUGGGCUCUGGCUGUUUUGGCUUCAUUGAUCAUAUUUGCCAUGAUGCCUGUCCCAGUGGCCUUGAUCCACGCUCUUCUGCAGGACAGAAGAAAACCAAGAUCCAGAGACACAGAGAUCGGUCAGUACAGCAUCGUUAGCACUGUCGACACUCCUAUGACUGACAUGUCAGAACUGGACCACAGGAACGGGGUCGCUACUUCUGUUUCCUAAACUCUGGACUUGCAUCAAGGAAAGGACCUAAAGUACACGCUAUAAAUUUGUACGAGCCAUUUUUAAGGACCCUUCUGUUAUCUCACAGCUUUCAGUGCACAUGCCACACAAAAAACAUUUUAGUAUUUAAAACUUUCUUCCACUGUUUUUCAACUUUGGUUAAGUCCAAGAAUAUCCAGGGGAUAUGAUUUUCUAAUAAUGUUCUAGCAAGUAAAGCUUUUAAAAAGUAUGUAGUAUGGAAAAUAUGGAGCAAAUAAUUUAUUUCUGUUUGAUGCCUACAAUGUGGAAUAUCAACAACACGACCGACUCAUUCAUUCAAAUGAGCAAAAACAAUGUUUCAGUAGAAGACAUGUCAUGUUGCUGCAGUUUGGUUGUUUUGGCUCAGUAUUUCAGAUAUUAAUUUAUCUGUAUUAUAAUAUUUUUUCACUUUAAAAAAACACAUAAUUGCAUAUAAGCUGUCCUUAAUUUCAGCAAUUCACACCUGCUACUGAAAAUAUUCCAACAAUCUUUCACUAUUCAUUUGAGGACAGUUACAGCUCAUCACUGCCAAAAACCUCUUCUCUUCAAUUUAAAGCUCUUCCAUGUUUAUAUUUUUGUUUUCCUUGUGAACUGGCUGCACAGUAAAGACUUUUUAAGACUGUUACACCAGGAGAGAUAUGUAUGCUGAAAUUAAAGGUGAAGUCCGGGACGUUUUCACAUGAAUGUAUAAAUGAAAAAAAAUGAAUUUGCUAAAUUCAAACCUUUGCCAAUUGAGUUGACGCAGUGCUGAUGAAGCCUGGCAGCACCAGAUAAAUCUUCCUGUAUUUCACAGAGCUUUUAAUCUGCUCUCUGUGGCAACAUUCCUGCACUGGCAGCAAAGUUUUCUGUCAACCGACACCGUUUGGUUCGCCAGAGCUGAAAUGGGGAGCAACUAUGGUGGCAGAAGCCAUGUUUCCAUAAUGUGUUUUGAAGUAUCACAUUCAUAUAAACUGCAAAAUUCGUAAAAACUUUCCCAUUUUUGCAAAAAAAAAAAAAAAAAAAGCCUUUUCACCUGCUUGACGUGGUUUUCGAUAGCAGGCCUAUUGAGCGAUGGAAGCACAGCUGAUCAGCUGGUUCCACUUCAUCAUCUGAAACUUGACCAAUACCAGCUGACUUUAACAGAUAAUUACAUCUUGCUCAACUGAAAAAAUUUUUGAGGACUCUACAUUUUUCUCUUGUAGAUGGCCAGAGAUUUGUUUUUUCUUCUUUACAUUUUUUUAGCAGUUGACAAACAAUAGCUUUUGUUUUCGUCCUCUUCUGCUCUUUUUAUUACAGCCACGAGGAGCUUAGCCUAAACCGCCACUUUCCAGCAACUCUAUACAGCUUCCCUGCUCCAAAGCAGUUCGUGUAAAAAUUCUUAUUUUCUGCUUUUAUGUUUUUGCAACCUUUGAAAAUAUUGCAUGAAAUUUGCCUCACAGUUAUUUGGAAUGAUGGCUAGAGACAUGGAGCUGUGCUGCAUAUCAGGCAGUGAUAGCAGCAACUAGAAGUAAAGACCCUGAAGUGUUGACAGUGCAUGUGUAAUUACUCUCACUACCAGAAGGGGGAGACAAAAGUUCCCCACUUGAGGUUUAAGUACAGCUGUAAGGUAGUAUUAAAGGUCCAGUGUGGAGGAUUUAUUGUGCAAGCGACUCACUCAGCCUCCCUUUCCAAAUGGCUAGGCUACAGCUUAUGCCAUUUCAGUGUAAAAAUGUCAGCUAAUUUUUACACUAAUGUGAAAGUUAUUAUGAAUGCUAUGUUCCAUUUCUGCUAACGGAUUCCUUAAAAUCCUCCCUCCUUUACACAAAAGCUAUCCAACCAUGUUCACCAUAAAAAACACGAGUCCAGAGCCACUGUUUUACUUUUCUAUUUAUUCAUACAGUAAGCGGGUGUAGCUGCACAGUUUACACAAAAUAUGCAUGUUAGCAUUCUCUUUUCAAAGCAGCAGCUCAUACAUACUGUCUGGAAUGUUUGAGGGAAAAAUAAAUCAGCAUUGAAGUAAUACGGAGCAUAUGUGCACAAGGACUCUGAGCUGUUUUUUGUUGUGUCAGCAUGGUUAAAAACAUUGAGGUAAACUCCUGUUAGCAGUGUAAAUAUGUAUAUAAUGUAAAAACUCUUUAAGAACAAAGUGAUGAAACCUCUGGGAUGUCGAUCCCGCUUUGUUUUUAGUAGAUUGGAAAUGUGCAUGAAGCAUUGAGUGUGUGUUUUUGUAAAGCUCGUAUGGAAAGUAAAGUAGUUUUGUGUAUGUUUUUAAACAAGCUACGCAAAUCCACACAAAGUACUUUCUCACUUCAGAUUUACAUGCAGUAUAUGAUUGUAUUUUUUAAACUUGAUGGCAGGUUACAAAUGUGUCAUAGUUUGUUUUCUGUAGUUUGUUUUUAGUUUUUCUGUUACUUCAGCGGGUUACUAUCAAAAUCACUUGAGUUCAUGAACUUGAAUGCUGUAGAAUUCUGGGUGCCUUCGACUUUAAUAGGGCUGAAUGAACAAAAACCUGAACGAAUUCCAGCAUAUGUACAAUUUUAUAGAACAUUUGUCAGAUCGAUAGUGUGCUGAUUCUAAAUGUGUAAUAUAAAUUUUUAAGGAAGUGUAAUAUGCCACUCCUCUGUCAAGUGUUUCUAUUUUAUUAAAACAACUUUCAGCA